GCUGGCGUUUGCGCGCAUCGUGAACGCGCACCUGUUCCGCGGUGUGGGCUGCAGUUACUGAAAAGUUUGCGUUUGUCCCUAGAGGAGCUUUAUUGGACGAAGCGCAGAGUGUGCACGGAGGGAACAAGAGAAAGACUAGAAAAAUCCUGCUUAACUGAAGCAGGAUUUGACACCUGAGGAUGGUACAGAACAUGGAGAUCGAUGUGUCCUCACUGACGGAAUCGGAGCAAAAUCUGAUACUGGAAGUCCUACGGCGGGACGAUGAACUUAGACGCUUGGAGGAGUUCCGCGUGAAGAAGCUGAAAACUGAAUUACUGGAAGUCAGAAGAAAGGGUGCCAAGCGUAGCAGUGGGACAUACAGUGAACGCAGCUGCGGCCGCUGCCAGGAGUCCAUGAGCUUUCUGACCAGCAACAGCAACCAGUGCAGGGCAUGCAAGCAUUUCGUUUGCCAAAAAUGUCAAGCUGUUAGACCCAAUGGAUCUUGGGUGUGCACGGUGUGUGCCAAAGAGAUCGAUCUAAAGAUGAGCACUGGAGACUGGUUCUACGAUGAGAGAGUUAACCGCUUCUCUAAAGCUCCUGGACACGACUUAGUCCGAGUUUCCCUCAGGAAGAGGCCGGGAGUUAAUAAGCGUGAGACAGCCGGGGAAUUGCUGUUAAGCAGAACUGAAUUGAAAGCUGUGCCUGUCCCCAAACCUCGAAUAAAGGAUGUCGCGCUAGCAAGCAAGAGCUCACCUCGUCUGAAAAACAGGGGACUUGAUGUUCACGAGCAACAACGCAGUGACACCGAAUCAGCUGAGAAAGCCAGUUUGUGUAGCAACCGCACUGAUACUGAAUCAUCACACAGUACUCCACUGAUCCAGAGAAAAGGGGAAGUGACUGUUAAGGUUAGUCCAGCAGGCUCCACUGUUUCCAGUCUGGCAAACGCUGACAGCCCUGCACACUCCACCUCAGCCAAUGAGACGGCCUCUUUAAUUCAUCGCAUAAGUGUCUGCCCUGACUCUCUACGUGACGUGGAUGGGCUUUUCAAGAAAAGUGUCAGAAGAGUACACAAACUGUCAGAUAUUAAGCCAGUCUCCACACUUGAUUUGCGUGAAGAUGGAACAAGAGGCGCUGUAUCCUCAAUGGGAGACAGGAGCAAGUCAGUUCCUGGCCUCAAUGCUGAUGAUGAGGAAGAGGAUGAAGACAUUGAUAAUUUGGUGAAUAUACACAAAAAGAAAUUUGGUAAUAGUUACGGAAGUCUGCAUAGCUCAAAGAUGACUUCGGGCAGUUCAAUGAGUGUGUACAGUGAAGCGGGAGACUAUGACAGUGUGGAAGUGAGUGGAGAAAUUGUCUUCUCUCUCUCCUAUAAUGAUUCAAGUCAGAGUCUGACUAUUCUGGUUCAUGAGUGCAGAGGACUGGCUUACGCUGAUGCAGCAAAAAAGAAAUGCAACCCGUAUGUGAAGGCUUACCUCCUCCCAGACAAGAGCAAGAAGAAAACAUCCAUCAAACAUAACACCAACAACCCCAGUUUCAAGGAAACACUGAAGUUUUCUAUCAGCCGCACCCAGCUGCUGUCUCGCACACUACAACUCUCAGUUUGGCACAACGAUCGGUUCGGCCGCAAUGUUUUUCUGGGUGAGGUGGAGGUGCCAAUAGAGAACCAUGACAUUGAAUCUUCAAAUGCAGAGUGUAUGGCACUUAGAGGAAAGGCAGCCACAGCAUCAUCUCCCUUUGAUCAAUACAAAGGAGAGCUGGCUAUUUCACUAAAGUAUGUUACAGCCAAAAACACAAAUGAGGAGAAUCUUAAGGGGAAAGGUAAAAAGAACAAAGCGGAGGAGGGUGCUGAGCUACAUGUCUUGAUCAAAGAGGCCAAAAAUCUGACUGUCAUGAAAUCUGGGGGCACAAUUGAUACCUUUGUGAAAGGGUAUCUGCUGCCAUCAAAAAAUAAGAAUACUUCAAAAAGAAAGACGCAGGUGGUAAAGAAGACAUCAAACCCACAUUAUGACCAAAUAUUUGUGUACAAAGAUUUGAGUCUGGAGCAGCUGAAGGACAUGUGUCUAGAGCUCACCAUCUGGGACAGAGAGACCAUGUCUAGCAAUGACUUCCUGGGAGGAGUCCGUCUCAGCCUGGGAGCAGUGACUGUGAAUGAAGGGAAGACGCAGUGGGUGGCAGAUUCGACCGGUGAAGAGAUUUCACUGUGGCAAAAGAUGAUGCAGUACCCUGACUCCUGGGCAGAGGGCACUCUUCCACUGCGCUCAUCCAUGGGAAGGGGCAAGUAAGGACAUGGUCGAUUACUCCAACCCCAGGGAUCAAAGAUGGGGGGUGAUACACUCCAAAACACACAAUGUUUUUAUGUGUAGCUCUGCAUGACACUAAACUUUUAAAGAAGGCAUUUUAAGGUUCUUUUGUAUUUUAACAGAUUUAAUGCAGAUCAAAGAAAAUGUGAAAAUAUACUGUAUUGACACUGUAGAUUCAUUAUAUUUAUUUUCUCCAGCAAACUGGGUGUUUUUAAAUACAACAUCAUUUGAAAUGUACGACACAGUAAAUACUCAGUCAUUACAAUUUAAAUGAGCACUUCAUGUAUGCCCCAUAUAUUUUAGUUGAUUUCUUACUGUGUAAAAAAAAGUUAUUUUAUGUCAUCAGUUCAAAACUGUGAGCACGUUCUUGUUGGAGCUACUUAAAAUAACCAGCAUUUAAUAAAUAUUCAAUAUUUUAAACAA
Paramisgurnus dabryanus is the source of this 2699-nucleotide messenger RNA. RefSeq names its product synaptotagmin-like 4 (gene sytl4). NCBI's taxonomy places the organism in Eukaryota, Metazoa, Chordata, Actinopteri, Cypriniformes, Cobitidae. The record is from RefSeq and is a predicted model, not a curated record. Gene Ontology annotation, biological process: intracellular protein transport; exocytosis. Gene Ontology annotation, cellular component: plasma membrane; exocytic vesicle. Gene Ontology annotation, molecular function: small GTPase binding; neurexin family protein binding.